Messenger RNA from Adineta ricciae, 615 nucleotides. The record is from the annotation of a GenBank genome assembly. Lineage: Eukaryota; Metazoa; Rotifera; Eurotatoria; Adinetida; Adinetidae.
AUGUCGAACAGUGAAACUGUGCCGCUUCUUGCACCUGAGACAUCAUGCACGUACCGAACAUAUCCGCAACGAUUUUACGUUCUUUUUGUAUUUUUCUUGCUUUCAUUCAAUCAAAAUAUCAUUUGGUUAACAUUCUCUCCGAUUGCACGAAAUGCCGAAAAGUAUUAUCAAAUGAGUGAAGCCACCGUUGAUCUCCUUCUCAAUUGGCAGUCAAUUCUGUUCAUUCCGUUUCUUCCUCUAGCCUACAUCCUGUUAAAUAAGCAGCAUGGACUUCGUAAAUGUGUCAUGUUAGUUGCCACUUUGAUUUUUAUUGCGACAAUACUUCGUCUUAUACCAUUGAUUAUCAGUCAUCCAUCGAGUCCGCAUUUUCAUACUAUUUCGAUGCCAUUUCUGCAUGCCGGUCAUAUUCUGAAUGCAAUCUGUUAUCCAUUAGUGACAGCACCUGUAUCGCAGCUGUCAUGUGAAUGGUUUGGUUUAAAUGAACGUACCCGAGCAACAACUAUUGCCAUCAUUGCGAAUAAUUUCGGAGGAACGAUCGGCUAUGUCAUUAGUCCUUUCAUUGUUUCUUCACCUGAAUGCGUUCCNGAGAACAAGAGCUGUUGCAAUGUCGCAUGA